AUGUUUUGGCAUUUAGCAAGAAUAUUCGUUUUAUUCGGUUAUUUGCAAAGAGUUUUGGCCAUUGAGCAUGAUUCGAUAUGUACAGCAGAUGGUGCUUGUCCGGAACCAAGUCAUACAAUUAUGAGACUUCGUGAAAGAAAUGACAAAAAAGCUCACUUAAUUGCCAAACAACAUGGUUUGGAAAUCAAAGGUAAGCCAUUCUUAGACGGUACAUAUUACUUUGUUAUUCAUUCACCAAAGGAACGUUCAAAACGACAAAAACGUGAAAUAAUCUCGAGAUUGCAAGAGCAUCCUGAUAUUCUGUUGAUCGAAGAACAAAGGCCGAGAGUAAGGCGAAAACGUGAUUUUGUUUAUUCGGAUACCGUGUAUGAACGUGAUAGUGGUUUCAUCAAUGUUGUAAAACGUGCUGAAUCGAUAGCUAAUGCGGAACAGCGUAUUAAUUCCAUACAACGUGAUGUACCUGUUUUGCCAUUUCCAGAUCCGCUAUAUAAGGAGCAGUGGUAUCUUAACAAUGGUGCACAGGGAGGUUUUGACAUGAAUGUGCAGGCUGCAUGGUUAUUAGGUUAUGCUGGUCGUAAUGUAUCUGUUUCAAUAUUAGAUGAUGGUAUACAGCGAGAUCAUCCGGAUCUGGCAGCAAAUUAUGAUCCAUUGGCAAGUACGGAUAUUAAUGGUCAUGAUGAUGACCCAACUCCGCAAGAUGAUGGUGACAAUAAGCAUGGUACACGUUGUGCAGGUGAAGUUGCAUCAAUUGCUGGGAAUGUAUACUGUGGUGUCGGUGUUGCAUUUCAUGCAAAAAUCGGAGGUGUACGAAUGCUUGAUGGUCCUGUGAGCGAUAGUGUUGAAGCAGCAAGUCUGUCUCUUAAUCGUCAUCAUAUUGAUAUUUAUUCGGCGAGUUGGGGUCCUGAAGAUGAUGGAAGAACGUUUGAUGGUCCUGGGCCGUUAACUCGCGAAGCAUUUUAUCACGGUGUUAGGGUAGGACGUGAUGGUAAAGGAAGUAUUUUUGUUUGGGCCAGUGGUAAUGGUGGUUCAAGGCAAGAUAGCUGCUCUGCUGAUGGUUAUACGACAUCUGUCUAUACACUCAGUGUUAGUUCGGCGACAAUUGAUAAUCGCAGUCCAUGGUACUUGGAAGAGUGUCCAUCAACCAUCGCUACAACAUAUAGCAGCGCUAAUAUGAAUCAACCGGCUGUUAUAACAGUUGAUGUACCACACGGUUGCACUCGUUCACAUACGGGUACUAGUGCAUCUGCUCCAAUUGCAGCAGGUAUUAUUGCGUUGGCAUUGGAAGCUAAUCCAAAUUUGACAUGGCGCGACAUGCAACAUAUUGUACUGCGGACAGCCAAUCCAGUACCACUGUUGAAUAAUCCAGGCUGGUCGGUGAAUGGGGUUGGACGACGAAUUAACAAUAAAUUUGGUUAUGGACUGAUGGAUGCCGGAGCACUGGUAAAGCUCGCAUUGAUCUGGAAAACGGUACCAGAACAACACAUUUGUACAUAUGAUUAUAAGCUAGAGAAGCCAAAUCCGCGACCAAUAACGGGUAGUUUUCAAAUGAAUUUUUCACUGGAAGUAGGUGGUUGUGAAUCUGGUACACCAGUUCUCUAUCUCGAGCAUGUACAAGUUUUGGCAACAUUUCGCUUUGGGAAGAGGGGCGACCUGAAACUCACACUGUUUUCGCCACGUGGUACCUCUUCUGUAUUGCUUCCACCUCGUCCACAGGAUUUCAAUUCGAAUGGUAUCCAUAAGUGGCCCUUCUUAUCCGUUCAAACAUGGGGUGAAGAUCCUCGUGGAACGUGGACUUUGAUGGUGGAAUCUGUUAGCACGAAUAGGAAUAUUGGAGGAACGUUCCACGAUUGGUCGCUCUUGUUAUAUGGUACGGCAGAACCUGCUCAACCAAAUGAUCCUCGGCAUCCCUCAAAUCCAUCACCCUCUUCAGUCGAAUCUCCAUUUGAUCGAAUUACUCAGCAUAUAGCAUCACAGGUGCAUGGACGCAGUCCUUUUUUUCAUUUCUUUGAUCAUAUAAUGAUUAAAGCAUUCUUUACAGCUACGGUAGUCUUUCAUUAA
Molecule: messenger RNA, 2058 nt
Organism: Brugia pahangi
Lineage: Eukaryota; Metazoa; Nematoda; Chromadorea; Rhabditida; Onchocercidae
Source: the annotation of a GenBank genome assembly